AUGCAUAUCUAUCUAUCUAUCUAUCUAUCUAUCUAUCUAUUUCAGUCCAUUCAUAUCUAUCUAUCUAUCUAUCUAUCUAUCUAUCUAUCCUAUCUAUCUAUCUAUCUUAAUAGCUGGCUAGAUAUCUAUGUGUCUAUCUUUGCAUUAUACUCCAUUUGUUCUCAUUUUAUCUAUCUAUCUAUCUAUCUAUCUAUCUAUCUAUCUAUCUAUCUGUCCCUUUUAUCUAUCUAUCUAUCUAUCUAUCUAUCUAUCUAUCUAUCUAUCUAUGUUCAAAUGUUUUCCUUACCUAUCCCUAUCUAUCUAUCUAUCUAUCUAUCUAUCUAUCUAUCUAUCUGGCAGUGCUUUCAUAUAUAUCUCUAUCUUAUUCUGAUCAUGUAUAAUUCUGCAAAUCUUUUCAUCUCUCUUUCUCUCUCUCUCUCUCUCUCUCUAUCUAUCUAUCUAUCUAUCUAUCUAUCUAUCUUAGGCUCCUCUUCAUAUUCAUCUAUCUAUCUAUCUAUCUAUCUAUCUAUCUAUCUAUCUAUUUGGCAGUGCUUUAAUAUAUAUCUCUAUCUUAUUCUGAACAUGUAUAAUUCUGCAAAUCUUUUCAUCUCUCUGUUGCUUUCUAUAUCUAUCUAUCUAUCUAUCUAUCUAUCUAUCUAUCUAUUUCAGGCUAUUCAUAUCUAUCUAUCUAUCUAUCUAUCUAUCUAUCUAUCUAUCUAUCAAUUUCUUUCGUUUUUUUCUUCUUCCUUUCCGUUAUAA
This is a messenger RNA of Acanthosepion pharaonis, 738 nucleotides long. The record is from the annotation of a GenBank genome assembly. Lineage: Eukaryota; Metazoa; Mollusca; Cephalopoda; Sepiida; Sepiidae.